UGGCGCUUGUCAAGGAUACGUGCUCAUCUUAUCGAUAACACCCCAUACUCAACUCGCCGUCCCCGCAUUGCGCCACCGGUAAUACACGAGCACAACAUCAACAAAACCGCCUUCGCUCUUAUUUCCAGAAAUCAAUAAACCAAACCAUGGCAGACGAAAAAACCUGGCCGCCCGCCAACGGUCUCACCACCAAAGUUAUCCCGCGCGAAAAAGCAAUCGUCGAGCUCUCCUACUCAACCCCCGUGCAUGCGCCCGCCCAUCUCGUCUUCGACACCCUCCUCCGCACCGGAAACUGGUCUGCUUGGAACACGUGGGUACCGCGUGCAGACAUUUCUCAUCCUCCUUCUACUAGCUCGGGGGCUACCAACAGCACAAAAGAAGAUGAUGAGUCCCACCUACGCGUCGGCACCGAAAUGGACUUCAACGUAAUCAUGGACGCCUCGAAGCCCGAUUCCAUCACGCAUACCUACCUCAAAGUCUCGGAUAUCUCGACGCCUGAUGCGCCAUCGUCGUAUCUUUCAGCCGAAGAGCUGGCGGAUCCGAGUUUCACGGCUGAUCUGAGCAAGGUGUAUCGGGUUGCGUGGACGAGUAAUGGGGGAAGGAUGGGGUUGAUGCCCCAGAUUGAGCGGUUUCACGAGGUCAUUGUUACGGGGGAUGACACGUGUGAGGUGAGGAAUUGGGAGUUGAUGGGGGGCAUGGUGGCGAGGCUUGUGAAGCUGUUUAUGAUGGAGACGUUGCAGGAGAAGGUGAGGCUUUGGUGUGGGGAUUUGAAGAAGUAUUGUGAGAAGGUUAGUGCAGAGGGUAAGGGGGCCGCUGAGGCUGGGAACUGAAAUUGUUUGUGUAAUAAUCAGCGUACUAUAGUGUGGAAACAAGAAGUUAGGGACUAUUAGAUUGUUCUUCAUCAC
This is a messenger RNA of Bipolaris sorokiniana ND90Pr, 905 nucleotides long. RefSeq lists its product as uncharacterized. NCBI's taxonomy places the organism in Eukaryota, Fungi, Ascomycota, Dothideomycetes, Pleosporales, Pleosporaceae. The record is from RefSeq and is a predicted model, not a curated record. Bases 147 to 830 code for a protein of 227 amino acids. The transcript has a single exon.